CGCAUGCGCAACAGUGUUUAAUCUUCCUACCGAGUUAACGUGCUAAGUAACGCUACACCUUUUUAGCACGAAGUGUGAACAAAAAAAGUUUCAGCCACAGCUUUAAAGGCCUUUCGUGGCGUUUGGUGGGGAUAUUAAGCGGAACUCGUGUGCACAGGAGGCUUUGGCCGCUUGAGAAAGUAAAUUUUGUGACUUUGUUUGGGUGAAAAGUUGGUGAGUGCAGCUAGUUCCGCCUUGCUUUCUCUCUGUGAUGGACAGCAGCGACAAGUGUCAAAAGUAAUCAGGGCUCAUCGCACUACAGUAAACACACACCUCCCGCCCUGUGGAUUUAAUAUUUUCGCACUGAAUAACCGGACACUGGGAACGGAGUGCUGCUAAGUUAUCCCACUGGAACCUGAAAUCACUGUUAAACCGAGGACGAAAUCACUGGGAAAAGACUGCUCAGACAUCAAUGAUCUUCACUACAGACGCUGCUGGCUGCUGAAUUUUAGAGACUGUAAUGGAAAAUCCUGAUGAUGAGGUCGACUUGCAACACGGCACAACGGGAGGGGAGGAAGGAAACUCCAGCGGGGGAACACCCCCAGCCAAACGCAAAGGCAAGUUCUCCAAAAUGGGACGGAUCUUCAAACCUUGGAAAUGGAGGAAGAAGAAGCCAAGUGAGAAAUUCACCGCAACAUCCAUAGCCUUGGAAAGAAAGAUUUCUGUUAGAAAAAGCCGCCAAGAGCUGAUUGCCAGAGGAGUUCUAAAGGAAAUCCCAGAGAAUGAGAGCAAUAAUGUGAACCACUCUAAAGCCCCUCCAGUGAAGAAUGGGCACCCUUUGCCAAUAGACGUAGACAGGGUGUCAGAAGCAGGGGCACGGGUGUCCCGGGGGGAGUCCGAUAUUAAGGUGAACACCCUCAGGCCUCCCCAGGUAGAUGAGCGUCGAAGCAGAGCCCCGUCCGACGCCUCCCGAAACAACCGGGCCCCACUGGAUGUGGACUCUCACACUCGGCUUACUGUGGACGUAGAUCGCCGAAGCCGUCUGCCGUCGGAUGAUAAGAGAGGGGCGUCUUUACCCCGAGGACCUCCACAAGAUGAAAGAUACCGCAGAGACGAGAGACGGGAUGGCAAAGAAGACAGGGAUGACAGAGGAAGAAGGGACAGGGACGACCUGGAAAGAAGGGACUGGAGAGAUGACAGGGAAAGGGAUGGGGGUCCUGACCGGAGGGAAGACUUCAGAGAAAGACGAGAAUGGAGAGAUGAUAGAGGGGACAGAGACAACAGAGACAGGAGGGAGAGGGACGAGAGAGACAGGAGGGAGAGGGAUGAGAGAGAAAGACGAGAUAGGGAUGAGAGAGAAAGAAGAGAUCGGGAUGAUAGAGAAAGAAAAGAUCGAGACGAAAGAAGAGAUGAGAAAGACAGAAGAGAUAGGGAUGAGAAAGACAGAAGAGACAGGGAUGAGAAAGAAAGAAGAGACAGGGAUGAGAAAGAAAGAAGAGACAGGGAUGAGAAAGAAAGAAGAGACAGGGAUGAGAAAGACAGAAGAGACAGGGAUGAGAGAGAAAGAAGAGACAGGGAUGAAAAGGACAGAAGAGACAGGGAUGAGAAAGAAAGAAGAGAUAGGGAUGAUAGAGAAAGGAGAGACCGAGAUGAAAGGGAGAGAAGGGACAGGGACGAGAGAGAAAGGAGAGAGCGGGAUGAGAGAGAAAGGAGAGAGCGGGACGAAAGAGAAAGAAGGGGUAGAGAUGAGAGAGAAAGAAGAGACCGUGACGAGAGGGAAAGGAAGGAUUGGGAGGACAGGGAACGAAGAGACAGGGACGAGAGAGAGCGAGACGAUAGAGACAGGAGGGACGACAGGGACAGAAGAGACGACAGGGACCGGCGGCCCGAGAGGGACCGGAGAGACACCAGAGAUGACAGAGAAAGAGAGGACAGGGACAGAAAAGACGUCCGAGGAGAGAGAGAGGACCGAGACAAGUGGGACGACUGGGCCAAGAGAAAUGAACGGGAUCGCAGAGACGACCGGGACAGGAGGGACGAAAAGGAAAGGAGAGACCGGCCGGAAGCCCAGCCGCGGUAUGUGGAGGACACCAGGCCAGUGGUCAGACCUGUUUCUGAGUCGGACCUGAGGCCUGUCCUUCAGAAGAGCUCCUCAGAGGAUAACAAAAAGAUUCGUCCAGCGUCAGAGGCCGACCGCAGGAGUACCCUACCCAGGUAUAUGCCGUCUGCGGAGUUCAGAGAACGCUCAGAGUCUGCAGGUGUCCGCUUCGCCCCCGACUCUCGUCCACCAAAAGACUCCCAGCAGGACCCUCCCCCAGCCAAACAAGCCCUGCUCCCCCCUAAAUUUCUCACUGCUUCCUCCACCCCUGAACCCGGCAGGAGCUCCACUCCCCCUUCCUGCUCUUCGUCCUCUUCCUCCUCCUCUUCCUCUUCCUCAUCUUCAGGCUCUGCUGCCAUAGCAGUGGCCAGGCCACCAAGGACGGUCUCGCUCAUAAGCGACGACCCGCCUCGCCCUGCCUCCGCUGCUGCUCCCUCCCCAGCUGACUCUGACACGCCACCCCCCGUCCCACCCCACGCCAAGCAGCCUCCUGUCCCUCCACCCAAACCCACCAACCGCAACAGCAACCCUGCAGUGCUGGCUGAACUCUCGCAGCCUGGUAUCAUCGUAGUCCCAGCACAUAAACGCUCCCCUCCGACCCCACCAAAGAGGACCACACCUGUCACCAAGCGCCACUCUGUGGACCCCUCUGCUCCUGGCCAGGUCCAACCAGAGUCUCCUACUAAUGACCCAGCCUCUGCACCUGUUCUGGCGCCCCCUGCUGUUCCCACUGAGGACAAGACAAGUGCAGCAGCACCGCAACAGAUCUCUUUUGAGCCUCUGCCUUCACCGCCGUCCCACAUUCCACCGUCUCCUCCCAGGGUGCAGUCACUGAACCCGCCAGCCAGCUCCUCCUCCUCCACUGGUCCUGUGCCCACGGUGCAAACCGAUCCCCCCAGCCCCACCACGGAGCCUCCCAGCCAGCCUCCAGCCAUCCCGCUGCACAUCCUGAUCCAGAGAGCUCUGGCCAGCCCCGGCCCCACUCAGCCCAACCCAGACGGCUCCCAGAGGGCCCACUCUCUGCUCUUUGAGUCUCCUCCAGAUAUCAUGGCAGAGGCAGGAGGGAGCUCCCGCUACUCUCUGCCCAUCACCAUUGAACCUCUCAGGCUGCCAGAGGAUGAUGACUUUGACAUGGAGGAGGAGCUGCGGAAGCUGCACCCUCCGAGACCGCCUCGGCAGCUGGAGCUGGAGCCCCGUAGCCGCCGGGGGCUGGUGGGAGACCCCCGAGUCAGUGUAAUCCCCGAAGGAGGCCCUGGAGACAGUGAGGAGUCCGAGUCAGACUCUGAUGGACCCAUCCUGUACAGAGAUGAUGAUGAAGAAGAUGAAGAUGAGGAGGGCCCUCCAAGUGGGUUGGCCAGCCGUGUGAAGAGGAAGGACACGUUGGCGCUGAGGCUGGAAAGACAAGAGAGAGAGGAGAGGGAGGCUCAGGAGAACCACGACAACAUGAGCUGGCACAGCAGGGAGCAGUGGGUGGCUGUGAGGAAUAAGAUCGGAACAACACUGACACGACGACUGAGUCAGAGGCCGACAGCAGAGGAACUGGAGCAGAGGAACAUCCUUCAAGCCAAGAAUGAAGCCGACCGACGAUUAGAGCGAUGCGAGAUCAAACGGAGGCUCACGAGAAAGCUAUCCCAGAGACCCACAGUAGCCGAACUCCAGGCCAGGAAAAUCCUGCGCUUCCACGAGUACGUCGAGUGCACCCACGCCCACGACUACGACCGCAGAGCAGAUAAACCGUGGACCAAGCUCACUCCUGCUGACAAGGCUGCCAUUCGCAAAGAGCUCAACGAAUUCAAGAGUUCAGAGAUGGAGGUGCACGAAGAAAGCAGGAUCUAUACCCGGUUCCAUCGGCCUUAGCUGUCGAGAAAAGCACUUAAACCGUGAUUAACAACGCAAACGGAUGAGGGACGAGCUCCUCUUCCCGCCGUGAACCGAAUACGUGGCCCACUGGACCGUUUCAUCGACUGCCUGAUCACUAAAAUCCAGCUAAAGACGCUGACGCCGCUGAAGGCUGACGAAGCCUCGGAAACAGUUCAGCCGCCGGUGUUUUUUGUUUUUGUUUUUGUUUUCAGAAAUCCAGGUGAAUUCGGUGUCGGAGGUGCCCUGUGCCAACACUAAAAGACGGAGGAACCCCCCAUCCGCCGCCACCCACCACCACACUGGAGGGCAGUGCAACUGAGAAACACUUAGCUUGAACUGAAGCAUGAACCAGACCGUGUCCCUAAUGGGGCGGGGGGGGGGGGGUGUGCGCUAUCACCCAUGCCUUUACCUGCCUUCACUUUAACCACUGGCUUCCUCACAGGACAGGAAGAAUCCAACAGUUAGCACCGUCAACGGUACCACUACGCUCAUCUGUAAACCCGACUUUUGUACCAGAAACCUGUUUAUGCGCGCACGUUCGGUACUUACACGUCUUCACAAAGGUGCUAGGUGGCACCGGCCUUACUAAUACACACUUCGAUUUAAGACUUAAUGUGAAAAAGGUUGGUACAGCAGAGUGUAUUUUUAUCUGAAAGUCUCUGAAUCAGCAGUAAAGCUCUGUGUAUAGAGUAUGGAGGAAAUUUCCUGCCAAAACUUAACAAAAAACGUAUUUUACAAACGCCUCGCAGUCCACUAACUAAUUUGCAAAUACAGAAUGUAUCUAUAACACUUAAAAGAUUUAUUUUUCAGCUUCCUUCUAGGAUAUUCUGCACCUAUGGACACUACGUGAAGCUAGCUGUUAAAAUAAUACCAUAAUAAUAAUAAAUCUAAUGUACAAGAGGCUGUAUUUGCAUUGUAUCCACUGACACAUCGGUGAAAUCUGGACCCAAGACGUUUAGAAGGCUUCCAGUCGGUGCCAUAGAAGGAUUUUGAGUAUGUCUUGGAGGAUAAAAAGUAUUUCCUGUGAAGAUUUUCCGACAGUUCUUCUUUGUUGAUUUUCUCUUAAAUAUCCAAGUAAUUCAGUGCUUUCAAAUUGACGCACAUCGCCACCUGCUGCUGUGGAGGAUGAAUUACACUGGUGAGACGGUAACCACACGAUGCCAGAUAUUUUUUCGGUAGUAUGUAAGCAGCUCGUCGUGUUAAAAUGGUUCAACAAAAAGACAAAAGGAUUUAUUUUUCAGCUUCCUUCUUUGAUAUUCUGAACCUAUGUACACUACGUGAAGCUAGCUGUUAAAAUAAUAUCAUCAUAAUAAUAAUAAAUCUAAUGUACAAGAGGCUGUAUUUGCAUUUGUAUCCACUGACGCAUUGGUGAAAUCUGGACCCAAGACAUUUAGACGGCUUCCAGUCAGUGCCAUAGAAGGAUUUUGAGCAUGUCUUGGAGUAUAAAACGAAUUUCCCGUAAAGAUUUCCAACAUAUUUUUUUUGUUGUUGUUGAUUUUCUCAGAAAUAUCCCGUGUAAUUCAGUGCUUUUAAGUUGACGCACAUCGCCACCCGCUGCUGUGGAGGAUGAAUUACGCCGGUGAGACGAUACCGCACGAUGCCAGAUAUUUUUUCGGUAGUAUCUAAGGAGCUCGUUGUGUUCGUUCUCUGAGUUAAUCAAGAUGUUUUGUGUAAGUUUUGGCAGUAAAUGAAGUCCAUAUAGGAGCACUGAUUAUCCUAAACAUGUGCAUUUUACUGUAUGUUGAUGAUCUUUGAACUGAUUCUCAUGGAGCACAUAUCACUAGAUUAUUAUUAUUAUAAUUUUUUUUUUUUUUUUGUAAUAAGGCACCUUAUGUUCCUUAACUGGGUGUAUAGAAAAAUUGAACCUCUAAUUCUCCAGUAUGUUAAAUGAAUAAUUGAAGCUGGAAAACUGUACAUACUUUUAUUUUCCUGCCUCUUUUAUGGUACUUUAUAUAACUGCAGGUCAAUUAGUUGGCUGCAAAUUGUGUAGAUUUGAUUGACUUUAUAUUGUACAUCUACUGUAAUGCUGACAUAUUUUAAUUGUAAAGUAUUUGUCAAAUUAUAUUUCCAAGAUGUAGUAAUGGUACAAAAUAUUUCCUUUUUUUUUUUUUUUUUUUUUUGAUACAGAUUUUUCUGCAAACGACACUGUAUAAAUGAACAAUCCGCUCAGAAUUAAACCUAAUAACCUGUGA
Molecule: messenger RNA, 6129 nt
Organism: Sphaeramia orbicularis (orbiculate cardinalfish)
Lineage: Eukaryota; Metazoa; Chordata; Actinopteri; Kurtiformes; Apogonidae
Gene: phactr4a
Product: phosphatase and actin regulator 4a
Exons: 15
Coding region: 500-3934 (1144 amino acids)
Biological process (GO): neural crest cell migration; actin cytoskeleton organization
Molecular function (GO): actin binding
Source: RefSeq, a predicted model, not a curated record